Molecule: messenger RNA, 25300 nt
Organism: Porites lobata
Lineage: Eukaryota; Metazoa; Cnidaria; Anthozoa; Scleractinia; Poritidae
Source: the annotation of a GenBank genome assembly
AUGUUCAAAACAGUUGUUAUGCGAAAUACUGCUAUUGAGUACAUUCAAAUGGGUGAUAUGGACGAUAAUGUAGAGCGUUUCGAAUUCAGUGAUGGUAGUUUUUUGUUUUAUUUUGUUUGAUAGACAUUACUGUUAUCACCUAACCAACUUUAUUACAAAGAUACCCUGAUGAGAACAAGUUCAUCACCUGCCAGUUACAGUCAAUUGUUGCCUUGUGGGCGCUUGCUAUUACUAACAAAAUCCAGAUCCCCGGCAAAAGCUAAGGGGCUUGACUGGAAAUGACUCCCGCUGUUACGGACUCAUGCUAUUACGGAAUUACAGACACUUUCUUGUUACCAAAGUGACAAUUUUUUGGUUUUGAAUCUCAAUAAAGCGGACACGCUGUACUUCUGAUAUGACAUGAUUAUGUAUAUUACAGUCUGCUGUUCAUCAUUUGCUAAAAUACAUUUCAAAAGAUUUCCAGAAUGUUUAUUUUCACAUCAGUUCCUUAAAUUGUCUGUACAGUUGUCCUCACUUCUUCACUUAAGCUUGCGCUUUUUUCUUCCGGCUAUUUUAGGAGAGCUCAGGCCCCAUCCCAGCAGUUUCGGUACUGUUGAUAAGUUUGUAUAGAUAUUUUGGGUUACUUGCCAUAUAGCUCAUAAAUAACUGGAAUCUCAAGCCACAGCCCACCACCUCUGUUAAUCCUUUUCCCACAAAUUAUGGCCAGCCCCCCGUAAUUGUCCCUCAUUAAAAAGCAGGACAGAUGUCUAAAUGUGGUAUCAGACAGUGUUUUUGAUGAGAAACUGUUUAAUAUUACAGUUUCAGUUCACUCCAUUAUGUUUUGUUGUUCAACGCAAAAAUUAAGGAACUGCAUUGAUUAAUUGUGCUAGUAUUCGCAUAAGUAGCGCAUUUAAACCUUAUGAACAUAGUUAAUGCUAUUUAUGAUAUUAUUGUAUGUUAACUACACUUUUUUCUCCCACCCUGCUAUUACAAACUCUCACUUUUAUGGUCGUAAGACCGCAGUCCCGAGGGUGUCCACUAUAACAGGAGUUGACUGUAUUUGCUAUGGCAUUGGUUUAUGUAAUCUUUACUAGCUGUAGAUCUGUAUAAUAUAUAAAUUUAGCCAAGGCUAAGGGUGAAGCUCCUGUUAAUUGCUGCGGAGCGACCAAAGGGAGCGAGCAGCAACAUAAUCAGGAUUUAAAGGAAAUAUAUAAAGGGGCGACGAAUUCUCGAAUUCAUCACUUUUUACCACAAUGCAUUGCAUUUAACCACACUUUUUACCACAAUGCAUUGCAUUUAACCAGAGUGCAUUACGCCACGAACAACUCAAAUAAAAACACGGGGGAGUAGUGUAUCGUUCGCUGCUCAGUUCUACAGCACGGUUAGAGGUCUUACCAAAUUUUAAGACACGCAGGAGUCUUUCAGAUGAGUACGAUGGUUAACUUGGGAAGUGGAUUUCAAUUCAAGAGCCUUUGACUCUUCCAGGUGUUAAACCUGACUAGAAGAUGAGCAUUUGCUCUUCGACUCCACAACACGGGGGAUAUACAAAUUCCAGCUUGCUAGAAGGUGAUGUGAAAGUGAGAAAAUGUCAUGAAAUGCUAUUCUUAAGAAACUGUAUGAGCUGAAAAUGGAUGUGAUUUUGACCAUUCGCUUCAAAAUAACAGCGGAAAUCGAGAUAACAAAACAUAUGUUUUGUGUCCUACUUUGCAGACCAGGACGUGUAUCGGCGUUUUGAAAAGCAUAAUUAUGUUCUUUCAUUCAUUCAUUGCCAUGGAAUAUGCGUUCACAUUGUUUUUCACUGUUAAUAGCUCGGUUAAUGCGGCUGGCGAUCAUCUUGCCGGCGGAAGUUUCAUACAAAAGGAAUAAAAUGAAACACUUUUCCCGGAAAUUACGUAAUCAGCCUCUAUGGUGUAGUGGUAAGGUGUAGUCGCGUCGAACCGAAGGUGCCGGGUUGGAGACGUACCGAAUUAUUAAUUCCGACUCUCUUUUUUUUUUCCUUUUUUUGUGUUGUUGUUUUCUAUAAAAUAAUAGCUAAAUAACUGUUACUUAAUAAAGUGCAACAAACAGCAAGAAAAGUAUUGUGUUUCCAGAGAAAAUAUCGUGCACUGUAUAUUAAAUAUCUGGAUAAUCAAUCUCAAUUUCUAUUAUUUCCUACAAUUUACUGUGGGAAAACCAGAGUUGAUAACCACUUGAUCAUUUUCUAAACAACGUUCCCACGAGUUCUUUCUAUAGACUGAUAGUUAUUAUUCUAGUACUUUCCAACAUGUAAAUAGGACAUUCAAUGUCAUUUUUGAUUCUUUCAAGUCUCACUGCCUAACUAAUGCCAGUAUCAACAGAAUGUGCCGCAGCAUUACUAUCUUUUAGAUACCCUAGUAAAUAGAAAUCUACUUUAAGUUGAGCCUGCAAUCAAUUCAAAACUAGUAAAUUGUCAGGGGAGAAAAAAAGAAACAUGUAACCUGUAAAACAAAAACAUGUAAACACUGGAGCCUGCAAUACAGUCAUGUGAUACUGGUCAACAGAUGGAUUCCCUGUUUUAAAAGCUUUCAAUUGACCACAACAUGGAUAUGCAAUAUCAGGUUGCAGGCUCCCAGAUUAGCUAGAAAGUUUGACAUCUAACAUUGGUAUCCCUCUGGUGCGGAUGGACGGACAAAUGGGCAGAUGGGCAGAUGUAUGGCCACAUGAUUUCCUGGAUGGAUAGAUUACUUAAUUUUCUUAGGAAUGGGGCUUACGCACGCGUGGAGCUCUGCUAUUGGUUAUUAUUCUGGUCGUUGUACGGGAUUCAGAUAGUCAUUUCAAGAUGAAAACGUCUGUGCAUAUCAUGUUAAUAAAGUUUCACCAGUAACAUUUUUUGUUUGAAUUCCUUGCACCAUUCAGUCUGAAGUGAGGGUCCCCUUUACUUAGAUGUUUGCCAUCAGCUGUAAGUUCGAUUCUAACUCUCUCUACAAAUUCUCCUGAAAAAAAGUUUACAAAAUUUCUAAUUUCUUCUGGUGAAACCUUAAGAAAUAAAUAGUAUUGUUCUUUAAAAGUGGUGCUGAAAGGGUUUCAUUUGAAUGGUCCAUGUAACACCACCAGAUUUCAGAAAAAUGGAGAGGCGAGCAAAGACUAACAGCAACUCCACAUUUAAUGUCCUGAUCCAGAAACUACUUGAAAAGUAAAGCUUUUUGAAUUGACAUGGAAGAACCAUAGAGCUAAUUGCCUGUACAUAAAAUGUUGCUGAUAGUGGGGGGUUAUGGUUACUUAUUGAGAAUGGGGAUUAUGGUUACGUAAUUGUCAUGUAAUUCCCUUUCUUGUUACAAUGUCUAUGUUACGACAAAGAACAAUAAUUGUUAAGUAAUUAUGAUAAUAAUAUUAAUGGCACAAGAGUAAGUGAAAAAUUAUCUGACCAUUGGUCUAGGAGUGUAGGGGUUGACACAGUGUGGCCCCUCUCCUUAUAAUUAUGCUAUAAGCCUCUGCUUUUUCUAGAACUAUAUUCGUUCAGCCAAAACAUAACAUUGAAGAAAAAAUGCUUAUUUCAUUUCUUAGAACAUGUAAAUCCAGACUUUAUUGGCCUUUAAGGGUUUCAUUGUUUUUUAGACCAGGCUAGUUUAGUUAAUUGAUACAGCUUGGUGAUUUCAAUUUAGUGACUGUGAUUUUGUUAUUGAGGCUCUUUGUGAAAAGACAAUGGAGUUGUAAUUACUUUUUUUGAAUAUCUAAGCUCAGCAGGGAUGUACAAGAGGAGUUAAAAAGUAGAUUUUUCAAUUUUGUCUCUUUUAUAGCAACAGACAACGAUACAGCAACCUCGGACAAUUCUUAUGAACUAAGUGGUGAAAUGGAUGAUGUCAACAACAGAGGAAAAGUUGGGGGGAGAAGAGACAUAGCUAGCACAUACUUUGAUCAAAGAAUACCUAUACCUCGAGAAGAUAGAGAUGAUGAUGUAAGUCAUUAAAUAUAAUGAAAAGUUUUGUUUAUUUAUUAUACCGUAGUAUGCUUUAAAGGGCAAGAUACAUCUUCUAAUCCAUGAAAAUAACAAUUUAUAAAAUUAAUGUCAAGUAAGGCCCUCUUCCCCUGGGUGCCAGAGGCUUUUCACACGCGGUUUCCAGUUUUGGUCAAGUUUUCAAAAAUCACCUGCACAAAAAGCCUCUGGACCAGAGGGCCAUCCCUUUGAUAGCACCUAGCCAAUGCCAACCCCACUUAUACCAAAACAUCCAGAAUCUGGAUGUUUUGCUGAUUGGUUCCUUGGAGAUGGCGAGUGUUUCAAAAUUUAAUGCUCUGAUUGGAUUACAAUCACAAUAGGUGCGUGAUCGGGGCACGGGUGGUUUGAAGGUGACAAAGAUCAAAUCCAAACAAUACAAGCACACGUCACAUACGUUUUCACUUCUUGGAAGAGAAUUGGAAAUAUCAGAUGCCUCUAUGAACCAGUCUGUGUACGGAUGGAAGAUUUAGAUAAGGCAGGAGCCCAUCUCUAGGAUAAGGCAAAAGCCAAAGUCAUUGGAACAUUUGAUGGCGUGGAGGAAAUAAGUGCAGAACUAAGAGAGGGCAUUGUGAAUUAUAUUCAAAGAAAAGUCAUAUUGGUGGUCUUGCUGACCAGCUAUGGAAAAUCAAAAUGCUGCUUGUUCCAAUGAAUUUUUUGUCUAGCGGGUAGAUUAUGCUCUGGAGGUUUCUACGUAUGUACGUAUUACAGGGGCGGAUCCAGGAUUUUUUUUAGGAGGGGGUGCACUCGUCUCUUGCUCUACUUCAACACCAAUAAACCACAUAGAUUUUUUUUGCAGAAUACCAGUUGUAUUAGAAAACUGCAGGUCAUCUCUGGGGGGGCUGCGCACUCCCUACACCCUCCCGCUAGAUCCGCCCCUGCAUUAUUUUUGGCGCUUGUUUCAUACUGAGAAGUCGUGGCCCUCAUAUUGAUUUUCUAUGGUUUGUUUCUGGUCGGCAUGAUUUGCCCUCUGAUGCAAUAGCAUUUUCUCUGACCUCUUUUGAAACAUGACGUUCUCCAUUGCGGCUAAAUAAACUUUUAGGUUGUUUAAUUUUCUUCCAAAUUUCGAAAAAUGGAUUGCAGCUUAAACUGAAGCUACAUGAAUAAUGGAGAACUGCACUGUGACUCAGGCAAGAUUGCUCUUUGAGCAAUGAUGAUUUUUUAAAAACUCCAGCUUGUUUGUCUAAAGAUAAUGUGACUCUUUAGGCUGGAGCGCAUCUUUCCUCCCUGGGAAAUUACUUUUUUAGUGCUUGACAGAUUAGAGACAAGGUCAAGGUCCAUCUAGCACAGUAAAUCAAGAUGCUCUGCACCAGAGGUUUUUUCUCGCGGCCGGAUGAAGCUCCUCAUCGCAUGCAAGAAAAAACCUCUGUUACCCUGGGUAAAGACCCUCCAACCAUGCAUAGUUCUUAAAUUUCUGGGAGACAAACACAACUUGCAUGCUUAGUUUUACCAAGAGGUGGAGGUGGAGAAUGAUUUUGAAUGAAAUUAGCUGAUACAUAUAAGGUUUCAGUUGCUUUAUAUCUGUUGUAGUUAUGAUAUUAUUUCUCCUUAACAACCAAAAUCUUCAAAUAACAGGGAUCAACAAAAUAAUAUCCUGCACACUUUUCGAAAAAACAAUUUAGGAAAAUAGCCUUUAUUGAGGACCUGAAUACAGCCAUUCAGGUCCACUGACAGCAACAUGUUGUCACAUCCUUGUUAUAAAAUGACCAACUCACAUCCUAAUGCUUAAACUGUUUUAAUAAUUAAAAUUAUUAUUGAUCAGUAUUUCAAGCCACCAUCUUUCUCUACAUGGGCAAAUAGCAUUGUCUUUCUUGAGCGAUGGCAAAUGUAUAUUAAAAAAAUACUGAAAUCCAGAACAGAUUUUACUCUGAUUGUAGAAUGUAAGUUGUUGCUUUAAACCUGUGAUGAAUGUGGGAGUUACAGGUGGUCUCAAGCGUUAGUGUUGUUCUAUGUAUAGUAUGAUGCAUGCUAAAGAUCUUGUUAACCCUGUAAGUCCCAAUGGUGACCAACAUCAAUUUUCUCCUCACGAUAUCCCUACAAUGUGAAGAGAUUAGGUUAUGAGAAUUAAUAAAAUGAUUACCUAAGAGAAAAUGCUUUGAUCUUUUAUCAAUUUCUCUCAACUUAUUCUGUAAGGAAAUGUAUAGAGAUCAGUUUGGAGAAUUUGUAUGUGGAUAUUGGGGCUUAAAGGACUAAAGCUCUUGCUAAGACUGAAGAGGACUACAUCUAAAUGACUUAAGUUUGAAUACAUGACAUGUAUGCACCCUUGUUUUGGUGCUGUUUGAGGUAGUGUAUGAUACGUUCUGUUUCCUCUUGCAGGGAUACAAAUUCAGUUUCCGUCGCUUAUGGGCAUUCACAGGUCCUGGAUUUUUAAUGAGCAUAGCUUACCUUGAUCCAGGGAACAUUGAGUCUGAUCUGCAGUCAGGAGCAGUUGCAAAAUUUAAGGUAAUGACAUCAUGUGCAGUUGAAGUCGUUGUGAUCCUGCCAAAAAUAGGGAUAUGCUUGGGUGUAAUGGGAGACACCAAAAGUUGAAGGAAAGGGCAUGCAACCAACUACCUUUCUGGAAUGAAUGAUGGGUUCCACGAGAAUGUGGCAGCGUUACUGUUUUCUAUUUUUUCACUGUAAGACUGUAAUUUGAUUUCAGUACACUGACUUUUAUGUUUAACAGAGAUAAGUGCUUUCUAUUGAUAAUGUUCUACAGAUUAAAUGCGAUAUUCCAGUUUCAUAAGGGUUGUGGCAUCUUAAACUAUAGGAGUGAGGAACCAUUGUUUUUUGAACUGCAACGCAUUGAUUCUGGACUGGGAAUCAUAAUUUUUCAUAAGAUGAGUCCGAGGACUCUCUGUUAGCAAAUUGUCACAAAAUCACUGGUGGGUAGAAAUUACUUGUGGGCUGGAAGGCUUAUACAGUCAAGCGUGUCACUAAUUUGUCAUGAUAAUGAAGUAGUUUUGUUUAUAAUUUUAUUCACAGCUGCUUUGGGUUCUUAUGUGUUCAACCUUCAUGGGACUUCUCAUGCAGGUAUAACUAAUAUUAACACUGUGAAAGGUGUGAAUCCAAGGGUCAUUUCAAAAGUAGGUUCUGUGUGAUCAUCUGGGUGGACGUAGUCCUGAAUAGGACUGUUGUUGUUGACAGUGACUGAUGUUUCGACAACCAGUGCGGUAGUUAUAUUCAGAACCAAAGUGAGUUGUAUCACGCCAGUUUAUUGUAUUAUACUCCGGUUAUUGACCUGAUGGAUCAAUUACAUCACGAUGUUAUUGGUCGUCUGUCAGUUAAGCCAUGGUGUUAUUGGCUAUGAAGACUCGUAAUGUAAUUGGUGCGUUUCGAUCCAUCUAUUGUCACAGUUAAACAGUUGUCUAUUGUUAGUCAGAUUGUAAGUUCUCCAGUUGUUCUGUCUUAGCUAGUUUUGCUUGAUUUCAUCAAUCAGUCGUUUGUGUGGUGCCGGUAACUGUUGAGUACGAUUCAAUAACGUUUGUUCUAAGUCAGUAAACCAGCUUUCUAAGUGAGUCAUUGAUAGUAGUCUGUAGAAUACGUAAUACAUGUCACAGAGUCCCAGUCGAUUUGAUGUUUUGCCUGUAAAUGGUGCCGUUUAGCAAUGUGAUUGUUGACGUCACCAUUCUUCGUAGCUCGUUUGUGUUCGGUCAUUCACGUGCUAAGGUUUCUGCCAUUCUCACCAAUGUAAGGAGCCUGGUAGUCGCAGCAUUUGAUCUUGGAUACUGCUCCCUGUCUGUCCUCCGGUUUGUCUUUGUCCUAGACGUUGCCUUACAAUAUACGUGUUGCACACAAACCAAUAACCACUUUACAACAACUACUUACUUAUGUCAAGGACUACUUACUAAUGUCAUCGCAACGUAAUUUACCAAUCAGGUCACUAACCAUAUGAGUUUAAUACCAUCAACUGACGUGAUACAACUCACUUUGACUCUGAAGAUAACUACCGCACAGGUUGUCAAAAUGUCAGUCACUGUCAACAACAACAGUUAUUCAGGAAUACGUUCAUCCGGAUGAUCAAACUCAGCCUAAUUUUAAUAUUAAUAUUGUUGAGAAAUAAACUUACCCUCUCCCAGCACCAUAACAGCCAAUGGUCAGCUGUUGGUUGAAACUAAGGUAACUAAGGUUUGAUUGACAGGCUACAUAGUAAGGGGGAUAGGGGAGCUUCUCGUGUGCCAUAAUCGUGUCAAAUGGGAGAGAACCAAUUAUAUCAUCAGAGGGAGUUUGGAUCAUGUUGACAGGAAACAGGAAAGGUUAUUAUGUGCCACGUGACAAAGUUUUCCCUUUGAUAUCAUUUUUACUGCUUUUAAUUUUAACAAAACAUUGUUGUGAUCACUUGAAAUAGUCCCCUGUUAUUAAUUUUAAAGGGUCAGGUACAGGGUGUGGGGGAAGUAGGGUUAUUUUCAACACCUUUCUGUCUGUAAUCUUUCAUGUAAGGAUUUUUAUUUCUAUGCACUGAUCAUUACUUCUUUUUAAUCAUCAGAGAUUGUCUCUAAGACUGGGAACUGUAACGGGUAGGUCAAGACACAUUGUAUCACUAGGGUCCAUGGAUUAAGCCUUUAAGCUCCAAUAUCCACAUGCAAAUUUUCGAAACUGAUCUAUUUUAAUAAAUAGUAAGUUGAGAGAAUUUGAUAAAAGUUCAAAGCAUUUUCCCUUAGGUGAAUAUUGUAUUAAUUCUCACAACCUAUUCUCUUGAUUGUGUAUUGAUAUUGUUUGGAGAAAUUUGGUGUUGGUCACUAACAUGUAAAGGGUUAAACGUAUUUCAUGUACAUGUACAGUGCUCCACCAUAGUUUGUUUUCUUGUCACGCCAUGGCGUUAAACAUUCUGUUGCUGUUGAUUUUGUUUUAUUCAUCUAUUCCCCUGCGUAGAUAUGUCCCUGAGUGGAGCAUACCCUACUGUAAUAACAGGACUUUAAAGCCAAAUUGGUGCAGCCUUUCUCUAAGGACAAAAUGACAGACACUGCCUUGUGGGGAGGUUUUGAAAUCACUACACCACAGUAACUGACACUCGCCUUCUACAUCUGAGUGCUGUCUUUGUUUGUUUAGCAGAGCUUUGUAGGAUUGUUAGUUGUAGAAGGAUUUCCCUAUGUCACCGAUUUGUCUCUGUUUAAUCUGGUAGUGAAAGAUCAAUAAACAAAACAUGAAGAACUAAGAGAGCUGACAAAUUUUUUAUGCUCAGAUAUUCUUAAACUUGAUUACUAGUACAAUACUGUAUACUCCUAGCAUAGUUAUGUUGUAUUUGUUAGAUUGUAUACAUAUCACCUGUUCAUUCAGUAUUUCUUAACUGCAAGAAAGUGAAAGAAACUAUAUUUAUUUAUUUAUUUAUCUAUCUCCCAUGUCAUCAUUACGUGUCUCACUUGAAUGUUUUAAUCUUUGUAGGCUUUCAUCUUGCCGAGGUCUGCUAUCAAAAGUACCCUAAGAUACCACGCAUCAUUCUCUGGAUCAUGGUUGAGAUUGCAAUUAUCGGCAGUGACAUGCAGGUAUCUUUCUAAAAUUCUUUGUUAAUGGCACAAAAUUGAUUAAAUAAUUAUUAUUGUUUUCAAAUAGACCAUUCAAGUCUUUUUCAUUUUUUGAAGUUGUUGUAUGGAUCAGUCAAUGAGUGUCCAAUGGCAGUGCUGGAAAGAGCAGUUAACUUCUCACGUUUGGUAGUGAUAGGUCUGAAGCAAGCAAAAACUACGCUUCACUUCAGUUAACCUCACAGAAUUUAAAAUGUGCAAAAUUUUGCAAACUUUUGUGUGCCCUCAAUUUAUCUUAAAGGCCGCAACUUAUUUCUAGGGGUGUAUCUGUGGUAGCUUUCAAUAGGGAGCUUAAGCAAAGACGUUUCUGAGUGACGCAUGUCAACCGGAAGUGAGACCUUGGUUCUUUUUAUGUGCCUUGAUGCUAAGAAAUUUGUAUUCCUAAGUUUCAUUUCUCUUAUAAAGACCCUUUAUGUGAGAGUUUCAAUCAAACCACUGCCCAAUGAUGCGAAAAGUCCACUUCUGGUUGACAUCCAUCACUCAAAAAUGCUGUUGAAGUAAGCUGGCUAUUAUAUCACUUCCACACUAAGUAACAUUACUGAUUUUAAAAGGCUCUUUCCAGCAGUGUUGAUGUAUUUUUACUAGCUUGUCCAUGUCAAAAUGUAAAAAAAAUUGAAAGGGUCAAUUACAUUUAAGAAUGUAUGCUGUUAGUGAACAAGAUCUACAUUCUUGCUUACAAAAUAUUAUAGUUAAAACAAAAAUAUUCUUUUGCGUCUGUAGGAAGUAAUUGGUACAGCAAUAGCCUUUAACCUCUUAUCAAAUGGAAAGUAAGUAUAUUAAUUCAAUUUGUAUUACUUUGCUUGUUAAACAGGAAUGAUUUAUUAACCGACUACUUUGCUUAAGUGGAACGUAGGUGCCUGGGAUACCCAGAGGCUUCUACUGUGGCCAGCCAGCCCCUAUAUAGAAUACUGCCCCCAUGGCUGGCAAAUCCCUCCAACUCAGCCAUGAACCCCCAUUCAAACAGUGGAAGGAAGAAAAAUAAGGGGUGGGAGGAGGGGGAAGACGCUAACUGAACCACUCCACAGACCACUGCACAAACACUCAACGAAGAACUUGCAGAUCCUAGCAGUGUACAAAUUUACUUCGUACCAUGUGAGCCUGCACUUAUGGGACUGACCGUUGGAUGCCCACUAAGCUCAUGGGCUGCUCGACCGCUAAGCUUGUGGACCACUUUUAAAACUUGUGGGCCACUAAACUUGUGGACCACUGAACCGCUUGACCGCUAAGCUUGUGAACCACUUGACCACCAAGCUCAUGAACCACUUGAUUGCUAAGCUAGUGGACCACUUGACCACUAAGCUCAUGGUGGUUAACUUAGUUAAAUUACAUUUAAAAUAAUUUUGCAUAAUAUCUUAAUAUCUUUUUCACACCCUAGCAGGGGAAAAGUACAUACUCAUGUUAUCAGGUCAAGGUCUCCUGCAAAACAAACAUUAUUCUAAUGAAUAUUAUGUAUUAAAAUGAUUUUUUUGUUAUUUUUCUUGAAAUUACGUGUACACAAGUUAAUCCUCACUAUUGUUUCAUCACUAGAAUCCCUUUGUACGGUGGAGUGCUUAUAACCAUCACGGAUACUUUCAUCUUCUUAUUUCUUGAUAAAUAUGGUAUGUUGUAUGUCAUUAUUAUGAAAAUUUUAGUGUGCUACAAUACUUAGAGUGUAGGUGACUGGUAUUGUGUAUGGUAAUGUAUAUGGAAUUUGUAUGUGUAAUGUGUACAUGGAUAGUGGUUCUGAUUGGUUGGACAAAGCAAAUUUUCUCCUCUAAAUACUGUCUGCCCCUUGCCCUUCCUUUCUGAUUUUGACACUCUCAUGAUAUUAUUUAACACAACUUUUGCCCCCAACAGUCCUUAGUAAUCUCAAGAGUAAUGCAGUUCUAGUCGAGACUGGUUCUCCGUUUUAAUAUCAUAAAUGAUUGUAGAGGCUUUCUAUGUCUUAUACUGUAGUUUCAAAUUUUUUUCCAUCUUUUUUUUCUUUUUAAGGUCUUAGAAAGCUAGAGGCCUUUUUUGGGUUUUUAAUAUCAGUAAUGGCCAUAGCAUUUGGAUAUGAGGUUUGCUGUGUUGUUUCAUGUAACAGUGUGUUACAUUAUGCAAUGUUAUGUUGUGUUACGUUAGUUAGUUGCAUGACUACUGUUUAUUGAGUAAGCACAGGAACAAUGAACAAUAGCUCGCUGUCAGGUGAUUUAGUCUCUUCUUUGUAAUCGAAAACCAUCGUUAAUGGAAGUAGAAUAAAGCCUUUAGAAUCUCCAUAUUGGACUCUUGAGAGCAGUCAGUGGGGAUAUUUAACACAGUGUACUGUAUAUCUAUAAAUUUUUUAUACUGAGCAUUGUAAAAUCUUGGUGAAAAAUAAGAAUCUACUGUAGUCUGUUAAUAAAUUAGUAAUAAAAUUAUUUUAAUUGCUCAGCCUCCAGAAUAAUAAUAUUUAUGUCAAGCAUAAAAUACAAUCUGCAACUUUGUUUAAAAUUGUAUUUUGUGUUUCUUCUUUUUUAUUUCAGUAUGUCAGGGUUGCCCCAAAUCAGGGUGAGGUUGUUAAAGGCCUUUUUAUACCUUGGUGUGAAAAUUGUGAUAAGGAUAGUAUUAUGCAGGUAAAGUACAUUUAAAAUUAAGAUUACAACCGAAUGAUAAUUAUUUUGAUUUCUUGUUUAAGCACUAACAUAAACUUGAGAAGCAUCUUGGUACUGUUAAUUGACAGUUUAAUGUAUCUGCUGGUGUAAUAAAAUUGUCAAGAUGAUUAUUUUCAUAGUGUUAGAGUUAGCCUGUGAGCAAGCUCUUGUGGGUUAGGGUGGGGCGUGGGCUUGCUGGCAGUUAUAUUAUGUUGGAGUUUUAUGUUGAUUUUUAAUCAUAUGAUUGUUUUCUGAUUCAAACAAGGAUUUGUUAUUGGCUCUCUCAUUAUCAGUAAACAGAAUUAGGGGCAACAAAAAUACAAAAAUUAAAUUUACUAUUUUUCUUUUCGUUUCUUUUGUGGUAGGCUGUGGGAAUUGUUGGAGCCGUGAUCAUGCCUCAUAACAUGUAUCUACACUCAGCUUUAGUAAAGGUAGUGAAUUAGUCCAGACAAAAGUUAGCAUAGAAAUUCCAUCGUGAUGACGCAUCAUUACCCAUACCUGGGUAGUGCUUCUGAUUUGUUAAAAUAUUUGCUUUGUCCAAUCUGAAGCACUAUCGAGAUCUGGGUAGUGAUGCAUCGUCAGUAUGGAAUUUCCUUGCUUAUUCCUCAGAUGCCAUUUUGUACACAUGAACAAACCAAGACUGUGAAAAGUUACUUGAGUCUGUUUUGUGUCGCAAUUCGAAAAAAGUUACUACAGCUCACCCAGGGUACCAGAAAUUUUUUCUCCUUGGCCAAAGGAUCCUUCAGGGUCAGCUGCUUGAAUUUGGGAGAGUGAAAAAGCAGUUCACUAUGAAGAUUUGACGGAAACCAGAAACUGCUCUUAAAAUGUCCCUGGUAACCAGGGUACUCCAUGCACAAUUUCUCCGAGAAUGAGGUUUUAAAAUCUAGAAUUGGUUAUUGAGAAUCCAGUCAAUCUUUUCUAAAUCUCCUCGACCUGUGGCCAAUGGCUAAUCCUGAAACAUCUAGGCAUGCAGCAGAAAAAACCAAGAUGGCUAGGUUCAGGGUUGCACUGAACCUUGAUGAAAGGUUUCUGGAAGACAGGGUAAUUAUGAACAAACAUGGCAGUCUAUUUUGUCUUACCAUGCAUGAAAGAUAACAGGCUUCUUUUGCUUUGUGUUUUUAUGACUACCACAGUCAAGAGAGGUUGAUAGAAACAACCAGAAAGCGGUAAAAGAAGCAAAUAUGUAUUAUUUUAUUGAAUCAGGUGAGGGUUCUUAGAUACAUUAAGUUUAAGUGUGAUACGACUGUACAAUAACAUAAUUUAAACAAAAUAAUUAACUAAAUAUAACUAAGAAAGUGAAGAAUGGUCAUUGCAGUAAAUUUUCCAAUUUAAGCAAUUGGAAAGAAGAAGCCCAUUGAAACCCUGAUUUUUUUCAGGCUUCUUCUUUCCAGUUGCUUAAAUUGGAAAAUUUACUGCGAUGAUCAUUCUUCACUUUCAUCUACAACCGCAGUUCAAAAAUGAAUUAUUUCAUAUACUUCACAUUAAAUAUAACUAAAUAGAUAAAUGAACAAAAGUACACUAGGUAAACAAAAGCAAAAGCAGGUUACGGAAUUUCGCUGUAGAUUAAAGUUUUUCUCCCAACUAAAACGUUAGAUAUAAAUGAAUGCUCUCAAGCGACCCAUCUCUUAAAAAAACAGCAAAGUGUAAUAGUUUCUAUACUUGUAUAAAAUCAGAACACAUUCGAUAAAUUGAUUAAAUUUAUACAUGAAACAACAAUAACGUCUUGUCACAGUUUACCAGGGGUGGAUCUAGGGGGAGGGUGCAGGGGGUGCACCCCCCCCAGCAUUCUGCAAAAAAAAAACUAUGUGGUUUAUUAGUGUUGAAGUAGAGCAAGAGACGAGUGCACCCCCUCCUAAAGAAAAUCCUGGAUGCGCCCCUGUCUACUGAAUAUUCGUUUCUUGACUGGUCAUUUUAAAUUCAAAGUUACUGGAGGUCAUUUGUUAGUUAAGCAAUGAUGCUAUUGGCGAUAAAAACUCUAAACACCAACAUCAGGACUCAAUUGACCGAUCAGGUUACUUAACAGGCUCACUGAUGCUACUCGACUCACCUUGACUGUAGUAAGGACUUCUGAGCUGUGGGUUGCUGAUUCUUAUUCACCAACAGUAAUUUCCCUAACUGGGGACUAAAAAUGACUACUUCCCUCGAUGAUCGUUAGCCUAUGUAGUUGGCAGGAUUAGACUGAGGAGUGCCUUUAGCAGAGGAUUGAGUGAUCACAUGACGUUCAAUUUGACUCUUCGCCCAUUCAUUACCUACCCUCUGCAUACACUCAGUCUUGGUAGGUUGCUGGUUACUGAUGGUUACUGAUGGUUACUGAUGUUAUAUUUUUGUAUCACUGUUCCUGCAGCCAUUGCCCUGUUUGUUUCACUCAUCAUCAACAUAUUUGUUGUUGCAGUAUUUGCGGAGGUUAGUAGGCAACAAACCUUAAAUGACCAAUAAAUGUCCAGGGCAUCUAUUUAAUUUUAGGGGUCCAAGCAGCGGCAUUUAAGGGGAUUCCUUAGUAUAAAAACCUAACAUAGACUGUAGAUGAAACUUGGUAUACUGAUGUAACAAGUCAAGAAGAUGAUAAAAAAGUAAAAAAAAGUGGGGGUCACCGUGCUCGUUUUGACGUCACAAUGCUGACAAAUACGGCUAUUUAGGACCCUUUUACAAAAACCGCGGGCAUCCCAAAACUAGACAAAAAGGAGAGAUUUUUUCGAUGAUGCAUGUGGUAUCGCGUAGAAUUUGACUUUAAUGUAUUGUUUAUCCACUUAUGUACCAGAAAAAUGUCUUUUAAUGCCCUUGUUUUUACUUUACGCUCCAAAGUAGAAUUAAAUUGGACACGCGCUAUUCGACCCAUGAGAGCUCAAUCCGUAAAAUUUAGUAAAACUGCCAAAAAACUGAACAUAGAUUUGUGCCAAUUUUUUCCUCAUCAAAAGAAAACACUGUCCUUGUUAAAAUCAUGAAAUGAAAAAUGGGGGUCACCGUACUCGUUUUUGCGGUAGAGCUGCAGAAAGUGCGCACCAAAUGCAUUUUCUCUGUUAUUUGAGAGAGGACUGGGGCGAGUUUCAAAAUAGAAUGUAUGUGUAAGGGGGAAGGAAGUAUUAAAAAAUCCGUUUUUACAGAAUUUACAUCGAGAUAUCACAUUUAGGACACAAUGUGAUAAAGUAAGCGUUUAAAUGAAAAUCAAAGUGAGUAAGCACAAGUUAAACACCCACUAUUGAGGUUCCCCAAGAGGAAGUCGAACUCAGCAACACGUGUACUGCUUAGGUUAUGCACAUCCCCAACACAUUGAGUCUCACCUUGGCAAGAAACUACAGCAAGCAAAAAAAAGACUGAAACAGACUGCAUUGAUAUUGUGGAUUUUGCAAAAAUUGUAAUCCUAACAGGUUUUCAAAGUUCAUUUUUCACACACAACUGGGAUCCAUGCCAAGCCAACCAUGCAACAGUCAGUAGGGGAAGGCAACUCUGAAAUGCCAUGUGACCUGAAGACCCCAUGCACACUCGAACCCAAACUCCCAGCCGCGUGCUAGAAAAACGUUUUCCGCUUCUUUCGUUCCUCAGCCAGCGGAAAACCACACUUUUGUUGUUUGUAAAGUUUGAUAUAGUGCUUGAGAGACAGAAAUACAUGGGAUCUAUUUUGCUUUCUGGGAAACUGCCCACGUACCCGUCCCCUAAGCCAUCAUUUUGCCCUAAGUGAAAAGUAAGUGUUAAACUUAAUGUUAGUUUAGGGGAGGGGUAUGUGGGUAGUUUCCCAGAAAUCUAAAUUGAUCUCAUACACGUACCUUGACCUUGCGCUUAUAAGCCCAUCUACCUGUUAGUCAGCUUCAAACAAGUUUUGUUUUCUCCUACGUAAAAUGCUAAACGUUUUUGUGUCAGCGAUGUCCUCUAUGCUCGGUAACAUUUUUUUUCUGCUCCUUUAGGCUUUUUAUGGGAGAACUUAUCGUCAGGUGGUAAGUUUUAAAACACUGUAGGUAUAAUUGUUUUGUUUUGUGUGCAUGUUUAGAAACACAAGGGAUUUCAGCUAGCAGGCGUAUAUGUUUUGUUUCUGUAUCAGAAAAUUUAGAAGAAACAGAAGAUUGAGACUGAUCCGUGAAACUUGCUUGAAAUUAAGCUACAUUGACAUUAACUUUGUGAUGGUGUGGUAGCAGAUUCUGGUAAAUGUGCUUAAGUCUGUCUUAAACAAGGAAGUCAAAACAAAAAACAAACAAUACAUGUUGUAACAAACAUCUGCAGCAAAGGAAAACUGUAUGGAAUAGGUAACUGCACAGGAUGUGGAAUUUUACCGAAUUCCAACAAUGUAUUGGCUUUUUGGGGAUCCUGUGCAGUCACUUUUUGUUUAAAGCCUUUGUCUGUGACUGUUGCUGUUGUUUGCCAUGUUAUAUUUUGUUUAUGAGAAUUUUUUAUAAUAAUUUGAACACGCUUAUUUUCUAUAUUUUUUAGUAUGCUAACUGCAUGAGAAACAAUAUUAGCCAAGACUCAAUUUUCAAUGUUGAUGACAUCAAAGAUCCUUCUGUAAGUAGUUAUUAUUGGCUAUGCCCACAGUUAAGGAUUUGCCGAGAAAUUCUCGCCUCGCAGCACUCACAGUAAAAUACUAAUAGUAACCAAGGGUUAGGAGUACAGGCGAGAUCUAGAUCAAAGGUCAAAACACUUUUGUUCUAAAACGGUGCUUUGCAUAAGUUUGUGCCAGUGCAACAUGGCUUUCACUCUUGAUUCGCUCAGUAUUUCUCAUGAUUUCUCCUUUGCCUUGACUGAAAUGCCUUAUUUCUCAUGACCUGGUUGUUGUCAUCCAUCGCGAUGUAUUUUCGUCUACCCCUGCUUUGCUUUUUUGACAGCUAUUUUUACAUGACUGCUUAGACUUCCCAUAACAUGUGAAAUCUUCGCCAUUUUUUCCAGACCUGCCUUUCCAAAAUUAGCUAAGCCACUGCGCCUUGUGUCCCUCUUUCCGUAGCAAACGUGAUGCAGAUUUUGUCAAUGCUAACUCGUUAUAAAUUAUAAGCCAAGGGAUUUAUCUCAAUCGAAAAUGGAGAAAUAUUUUGAUUGAAAUAGCAAUUACUAUUAAUAAUUUUACUUUUUCCUACAUGGGUCCUUGAACUGGUGAGUACAUACAACCUUGAUUCAUUUUAUUAUGGCAUCUAUCGUCACAUGAAUGAUGUAAAUGAUAACUGUUAACAGUCUCCCGAACUAAUAUAAAAUGUUAUUCUAUACUAUUUUCAGAUUUUCUGGAAUUCAACCAUACAGGGAGAUCUAUACAAAGGGGUAAAGAGUCGUAUACAGGCUAAUUGAUUAAUUUGCUAUUAAGUACAAUUUAUUUAUGAUGUAUUGCUGGUUUGCUCGUGAUGUCACGGCAGCCAUGUUGAUGGUCAAGAAGAAAGCAUUUCUCUCCUCUGGGAACUAACCACCAUUUUCAUGUAAAUUCUUCAAGAAAAAAAAAUUCUAUUAUAUUGACCACCAACAUGGCUGCCUUUUCACGUGGUUGCAAACCAAGAAUACCUUCAGUUGAAUUAUGCAGCAGUCACAUCAAUCAACCAUAAUAUAUCCACCGGUUCUCCUAAACACUCAUUGAGCCUCUGGUGAAAGACUAGGCGGAAUCAUUCAUUUGCCCUAUUCUGCACUGUCAAUCACACUUCAGCAUUAUGUUGGACAACUUUAUCUUUUGCUAAUGAGUUUCAGAUUUCAGACACGGGCAUACAGUCUACUUCACAGCGUCUGUUUUAUUUUUAGGGCGUGUUUCUUGGUUGCAUGUUUGGUGCCCCAGCUCUUUAUAUUUGGGGAAUAGGAAUCUUAGCCGCUGGUCAAAGCUCUACUAUGACGGUGAGAAUCCCUCAGCCCUUACAGAUCUAGAUUAUAACUGAAAACUGUGGUCUAUUUCAGGGCUCAAAAAUACCUUGAAUUCAAGCUUGUCCUGUUGGCAAGCAGCUCUCACUUUUGCUUGCCCAGGGCCACUUCUGUUAUUAAUUUUGUAAGAGAAUGAUUUAUUAUUAUGACUUUUAAAUUAUACUUGUAUACUGUAAUCUUUUAUUGCAUGUUUUUGUAAUAAUUUUUUAUUUCCUUUUAUGGAUCCUUGCCCAUUGGGCAAGUCAGCUUUAAAAAGUUACUUGCCAGCAGAAACAUAUACUACGUAGUCCAGGACUACCAGUUAGGACUUUUUUCAAGCUCUGGUAUUAACUAGUCAGACUACGAGCAGUCUCACUUUUUUCUUAGUCUGACGCAAAAAUGACUACGUGCAUGACUGAAGGAGCAAGGUGGGAGAGGCACGACUGCCGCCCUCAUUUCUCGCGUCUUGCUCGCAUGCUCAUGUUCUCUCCUCGCUAAAUCUGAAGUAAAAAAGAGACUGCUUGCAGUCUGUCAACUAGUGGCCUCUAACCAGGAUGGUAGGGGCUAGAAUUGCGAUUGUGUGAGUAGAUGGUAAUUAAUGUAGCCCCACAAUUUCCAUGUUGAUGUCCUUAAUCUGUCCAGAAUCUGGCCAGAAUUUCUGUUAAGUUGACAUAGUAAUUACACUCCUUCAGUUAAUGUUUAUGAAUGAAGACAAAAGUUCACCAAGAUCAAAUGGACAAGCACUGAAUCUACCAAAAAAAAACCACUCACUUCGUGGGGAUAUAUUAUUUGGGUUUAAUUUUUUACAUAAAAUAUCAGGUUUUGUGCUGCUUAUGGGAAAUCUGGAAAGUCAUGAAAGUUAGGAAAAAAUAUUCACAUUGGUGAAUACAAAUUCUUUUAAUGUCUUCAUUUAUUAAUUACCUGUAGCCACGUGCAGUUGGUCGAGUUCCUAUUUUAAUGGACCUCUGAGGAAAUUAAAAGUUACUAAAAAAUUUAUUUGCCUUUCUUUCUAGGGAACUUACUCUGGACAGUUUGCCAUGGAGGUAACGUUUUCAUUCAAGUUAUGCUAAUAAACUUUUGUUUCAAUUGCACAAUCAUGGACUGACUAGAGUGCUGGACUUGUAGUUCGGAGGCCCCAAGUUCAAAUUCCCUCUUAACCACUAGCUUGAUUAAUGCUCACAUUGGAAAAAAAGUAGUUCGACGAGCUCACUAGCACGAAAGUUGGGGCUUGGGCGGCUUUAAAGGAACUACAUAAUUAUGCAAAGAAAAAGGGGCUCGCGGCGACUUUGUUUGUUAGGUAGUUAGAAAGUAAAGGCCCCAUAAUGUAUUCUAACCCAAGACCUGUCCUAGCUGUCUCUCCAUGUUGAACACUCUUCUGUCUUAAUUAUGCAGGGCUUCUUGAAGAUUUCUUGGGCUCGUUGGAAGCGAGUGUUGUUUACCAGGUCAAUCGCCAUUGGUCCCACUCUUCUUGUAGCAUUUUUUGAAGGUGUUGAAGACUUGACUGGAAUGAACGAUUUCCUUAACGUUUUGCAGAGUUUGCAGGUGUGUUCUGAUGAAGAAACAUUAAUUUGAAACUCUUUAUCCAACACAUCUUCUGUUCAGGUGUAGUUGUAAUGGUGUGGUCACGUUUUUGAGCAACCACUACAAACAGUUGAACGCGCGGUGCGCAGUUAUUACUCGGUUGUAUGGUAUUUAAUUUUGUUAAUCAAGACACGUUGAAUAAAAUAGCCCAGAAUUCUUUAAAGCUAUUCUUGCACGUGUCCAUUUAAACAAACAGAAUAAACCUUAGUCAAGGGCUAUCAAUAUCACAUGUGUUGUUACAAUGCUUUUGCCUUCCCUAUCCCAACCCUGCUCCAAAAACUUCCUGGUAGCAGACGCUAUGUAUGGCAGUCACAAGAUGAGAAUUUCCAUGUACAAUUGGACUUGAAUAGAAUAAAACACUAGAAGCAAUGUAGAAUGUGUUAUCCAUGUACAAGACUCUACAAUGUGGUUUAUAGAUCAUUGAGAUAGCACUAAGGCGCCCAACAUUGUCUAAUUUUGUUGGAUUGAAAGUGACUUGUUUCCUUCUAUCUUUUGCAGCUGCCGUUUGCGUUAAUUCCAGUGUUACAGUUUACUGGUGAUCCAGCAUUGAUGAAAUCCUUUACAAAUGGAAGGUGAAUACGUAGAUUUCACAGUUGAAAUACUUUUUUCUUUCUCAGUGUUUUGUUUGAUUACCAAAAACUAUAUUUAGCGCAGUGCAGUCCAUUUUCAAAUGCUUGGAAAAGAAAUUCUAUGUGCAAGUAAAAUUUCCACAAACAGUGAGCUGUCGGAAAGUAUACUAAACAGGACAAAACAAUCGAAUUUUGUUUUAGAAUAUUCCUAGAUAUAUAAAUAGAGCUUGUAAAGGUCAUCCUUGAGACAAAUUUUGCAAUGAUAAUGAGUCGCACUCUUUCAGUCAAAAAAUUCAAAGAAUUUUCUGAAGGCUUGCGUUUUUGUUUACAGGGUGAUGCAAACUGUGGCUUGGGUGUUGUCAAUAUUAGUUAUAGGAAUUAACUUGUUCUUCGUCAUUGAGUAUGUGGUAAGUAUUAAAUUAUGUAUUAUGCUGGAGCUCCGCUCUUAGGCAUAGCUUGGCAUGGCUAGUUAUUUGUCAGAUUAUUGAAGACUAGCAGUUAUUCUAUUUGUUUACAGUAUUAUUGUAUCAGUUUUGUAGUGAGUAUAAUCACUGAGGAAAUAGUGUAAAAUGCAAAAUCUCUUAUGUUUUGUUCUUUCUUUAUUUUGUCUAUAGCAACAAAUACCGGUAAAUGCUGGCUACUACAUUCUAGUUUCAGUGAUUCUGUUGUUUUAUAUCACAUUCCUUUUGAUACUGGUACGUAUAAAACUCAUUGGGUGAAUGAUAAAAGUUGGUCACAGGACAAUAUCUAACUGAAAUGUUCCCUUGUCCAAAUAAAUUCUACCUGCGUCCGGACGUGAUGAUCGGACAAUUCAAAUACUUAUAAUUUUGUAGCUUAAGAUUAGCACAGUAAUUGAAAAAAAUAAUUAAAGGUCAACAUAAUGAAUGUCCCAAAACUUUUCUGGUUUGUCCGAAUAUAACAAGACCAGGUUGGACAUGUUCUUUCUAAAUGACAGUCACUCAGUGAUUGAGUGGCACUACGAACAGACGAACGGUCUAUGACAGAUCAGCUGACUCUCUGAAUGUUUAUAACUCUUUUACUGACUGAUCGAGCAAAUGGCUGAAUGACUGACUGAUUGGUUAAUUCAUCGACUGGGUGAAUGAUAAACUAACUCUGACUGACUGAGUUACUGACUGUAGCUGAAGAAUAGGACAAUUGCACGAUGACGAUAUUUGACCACAACUACCAGAAUUCAUUUCGGUUUUGCGUUGUUAUUUUUAAAUUUAUCAAUCCCGCUGAGGAUUAAAGAACAAUAGCCUUAAUUUGCACAAGAAAACAGCAAACUCAAGGUUUCUGUUAGUUGUAGUAAAGUGACGUCAUGGUGCAAUUGUCGUAUUCUCGCCCCUUCCACAACCGUUCCCCGUUCCCUAAGUAGAUUAGAUACUCAUUGCAGGCUAGACUUGUACACCUUAAAACUAUUCAACAGCUUGCAUGUGAAGCUCGCGCGCGAAAGCCAGCGCAGAGCUCGAGAACGAGCGCAAACAAUGAAUCCUUCGCGGAUUUUGUCUCUAUACGCGCGCUUGCAGUCUCUAUAGAGAAAAUAGCACAGGGAGCAGAGGAGUUAUUGUGUCCUUGAUUGCAGUUAAAUUUUUCAGCUUAUAGCGCGAUUCGCCUUUGUUAAGUGCAGAACAGGAUCGCAUGUCGGUUUGAUCGGCCUAGUUCAUAUUCGAUUCUACAGUAAACCGAGGCGAAUCGCGCUAUUAGCUGAAGAAUUUAACAGUAAUCAAGGACACAAAUUACUCCUCUUCUCCCUGUUUCUCCCUUUGAUUCAUAGUGGAGCACAUGACGCUGAUGUCAUAUGCUUCUCUAAGGGACGGACCAUUAGAAAAGUUAUGGGGCGGGGGGAGGGGAAUUUUCGAGCCGCAGGAAUUUUUUUCGUUAUCAAAUUCCUUGUAUGAAUUUUUUUUAGGCCAUAGCACGAAUAUUUUUUAGGAUUAAUUGGCGUGCAAGAAUUUUUUUCAUUUAAUUUUCCCUUGCGGGAAUAUUUUUUUUUGUACUUCGCCCCCCCCGAUGAGUUUUCUAAUGGUCCGUCCCUAAUGAGAACAAGGUUGUCUAUAGUGGUCGCCACAGGUUGCUAAUAUUGGCCCACCAUUGAUCUGAUCUGGUCAACUUCGCCCCUAAAUGAGUGCCACUUAAGUCUGAAUUGAACUUUGUUUUGGUGAGGUAUUCUAAUAACUUGUUUUUAUUUCGUUGUGUUUUAGAUUUACCUAGCGCUAGGAUUGACGUUCUUAGAUUAUUUCAAGGUAUGUUAAGCCCUGCCAGUUUUGCUAAACGGGCUGUGAAGGACAUCCCUUUUUCUAAAGAAAAUUAUACUCAGUGGUGCCUUUAGUUUUCUUUUCGAGGACUUUGCUAACGUUGUAUUAUUUUUGUUGUUGUUGUUGUUUUGUUGUUUUUUUUUCGCUUAAAAAGCAAGGUACACUGAGUGAAACAAACUAUUUAAGUAAUAUAAAUAUUCUCGUUUGGAAUUAAAUCUCCUCGUAGCACACAGCUUAAACGUUUAACCUCCGGAGCAGAGGCACCGGCUCGAUACCCGGUAUCGCCCAUAUUUUCUUCGUUUCGUAUUUUUUCUUUUUUAUGGUUACUGGAGUAUUCAUAGCCAGUAAGCACAUUUCCUUUCGGCGGACGCUUUUUUUAAUUGUUCUUCUCUUGGUCUUUAUCGACAGUGUUUACAGAGACCUAAGGAAUACCUCAUCCACGAAAAUAUUUCUAAUGCUAACUCGGCGGAGGGGAACUCAGCUAUGAAUCCAGAUUAGAUGGUAGAACCUUGGAAUAAGUGGUCAGUUACCAGACUCGUACCCAGUCCCCUCUCUGUUUUCACGCUGUGAUUAAUGGGAAGGAUUUAGUGAGUUCGUGGUGCAGCAAGGGAAGGAAGGAAGAAAAACUCCCUUUUUCUCCAUCCCUCCCAAGCGCCUUUGCGCGCAUCAAUUUUCCUUUCCAUUUUCCUUUGCGUUUAUAAAUAAAUGGUGACUGGGUACGAGUCUGGCCAGUUACCAGCACGUUUUUGGUAUUGCGCCAUUUAAAGAGGUUACCGAACCCAUAGGCAAUGGACUUUUUCACAUAAUUUAGAAAGAAGGCUGCCUCACGCUUUCGGAUACGUAGUAGGUAAUAAAGAAAUAAUGUAUCGGGGUUAGGCCACUGAAUUUUAAAUCGUGUUUCUCUCAUUUCGUUAACUACUUAUCCAAUGCCCUUUUUCGAUUAACCUCGUUCCCAGGCAGGGUUGCCAAUGUCAGGAAAAGUCAGGGAAAAACGACAAAUUUUUGAAGGUCAGGGAAAAGUCAAGGAAAAUCUUUGAUGAUUAUUUUAAUUGUUAAGAGAUCAGUGAAAAGUCAUGGAAUUUUUUAGUUUCUGGUAAGCGGCAACCCUGGCAGGGUUAUCUCCUACUCGGACUUGUUUUUCCAUGUACUCGUCCGGAUCUUCUCAAUCGUUCAAAUCGUCCCAGAUGAGUUCAGACGGUCGAGACAAUGAUGCUAGGCAAUCCAGACAAUCGCAAUCGCCUGGAUCUGUAAAAGUGAAAUCUCUUAAUAAGCUUCUUUCCACAUAGUCGUGCGAAAUCGUUUGUCAGACUAUACCUUAAAUUGGCAAAGCCAAAGUCUUCUAUUCACCCAAUCACGGUCGCGUAUUACAAACAGAUCAGUCUAACGCUAUACACUGGAGGUUCCAUUUCAGAGAAAUGACCUUAAAUUGUGUAGCCCAGCCCUUUUAAAUGAACUUUUUAAGAGAAUUUAAAGCCGUUAUACUGCUAUUGCUGUUAGAGUGAAAGAUAGUUGGCGGCGCGAUUUAUUUUUAAGAAGAUUAGAAGUUACCGUAAAUCUGUUGACUAAAGAAAUGUUGUGGAAUAAGUUAAAAUAAGCUUCUAAAUAAGUAUUAUUGGUCGAGUAAGAUUUCUUUUGUGGAGCCAAGGAGCUUUCAAGAAUCUUUAUUUUCAUUGUUAUUAGCAAACACACCUGUUGUAAGGGUUUUUAAAACAACACAGAUGGUGACCUCAUCAUGUGUACGGUAAACAGCAGAGGUGGUCUAAUCUGUCGGAAAGAGACAGAUAAGUAAAAUCAAGCAUGCAGUAAUUCUCACGCGCAUGUAUUUCAACCUGAAAACAGUUCUUUUUGAUGGUUAAUCGGGGAAAAUGGUCACGUGGUCAUCUCUGCUGUUUACCGUAUAAGGUACGAAUAUAUCGCUGACGUCAUCAAUGAAAGGAUUAUUAGUGAAAACAAAAAGGUCUUUUGUUUUAUUUUUGUUACAUUUAAAUAGCAAACAGAUUUUUUUUGGGUUAACUGAUAUCUUACCUCUAUCGACUCUUUCUUUACCCUGGGUACCAGUGUUGUAUUUUUUCCCUCCUGUGCGACUGAGAUGCUGGGUUGUGACAAUGUAACAUUGACCCAGGGGAGGUUUUGCGCCCAGCGGUGUUAGUGAAAACAACGGUUUGUAGGGGUUGUUCAGUCUUGCGGGCUCACAAAACCUCCCUUAGGUCGAUCUUAUUUUGUAUUUGCCGAGAUGCUGCGGGGUUGGCUGCAUUCUGGUCCCCACAGCCCGUCGUUUCUUUUGGUGUCCAUGACAAAUCAAGCCGAGUGGCUUUGGGGAAGAAAAUGGGUCGGCCGUAGGAUGAUGCGGCUUCGGCCAAAGCCCGAAGCUACGAGCGGCGUCGCAUGAAACGUCUCUGGCACCCAGGGUACCCUUUCUUUGAUGAACUUAGUCUAUAUUGUCUGUAUACUUACCUUGUUUUGUAAAGUUAUAUGAAUAAUGCAGUACUUAGCACAGUAAGACGUUAUGAAUAAAAUAGAAUUUUUUAAUAUUUUGAAGAAGCACCAGCUAAUCUUUUAGCCCAAGUGGGUUAGUCCACUCUUUACUUGGUCGACCCUGAGCGAAAAGCAAGAGCAGUAUGCCAGUAGGAAAAGAUUUGUCAAAAUGCUAAAAAUUUCUCACCAUUUCCUCUGAUAUAAGCGAACUGAUGAAAGUGUUAUGCACUGCAUGGCCGAAAUUAUUCCUUAUAUUAUCUCGAAGAUACCGUUUUCCCUGGCCUUCCCUGACUUUGGGAGUAUGGCUCUCUCUCCCCAACAGCCAAAUCCUCUUUGUGUCGUGAGGAGGCUGGGAAGAGGGAAGAAGGAAAGCGCGCGGGGGACGAUGGGAAGGGGAAAGAAAGGAAGAAAGGCUUCCGCCUUUUCCCUCUUCCCAUCGCCCACCGCGCGCUUACUAUUUUUCACUUGUUGUUAUUUUUUUUAAUCGGAAAACCCAGCUGGUAGCCAAAACUGAUCGAAAAAGGGCUGCAAAAUUUUUCUAGUCUUCUAAGAAAAAUAGAGAUGGAAGUAUAAUUCUGUGUCAUUCAAAGAAUAGAUAGCAUUAAGGGUG